GUGGGCGGUGCGCGGCCCCAGGCUGGGUGCCUGGGGGAGACCCGGCUGCGGCGCCCGUGCAGAGGCGGACGCGUGGUCUCCGGCGCCGCGCGUCCCGCGCGCCCCAGGCCCCGCUCCAGCCCCCGCGGCGGACCCCGUGGCCCUGUUACUUAUCACCGUCUGAGCAGAGUGCUCUGGCAGAAAGACAGGCCCGGCCACUCCUAGAAGGGGGCAGUAGGCGUGUAGCUUGUUUUUUCCCGGUGUAAGGUUUAUAGUUGUGAGGUUGCUGGGGUCGGGCGAAGCCUUCGCCGGCUUCCUCUUUCGGGACUAUUAGUGGAGGGGACCUCACACAGCGCCGAACUUUCUCUUGUGGCUGCAGAUAGUUUUCCGCCGCCUGACCCUUACUCCCAUCCCCAUCCCCCUCCCAGUGUCUCCAGCUUUCUGGCUGCCAGGUGAAGGGACUCCGAAGCCCCAGGGCCAGGCAUCCCUUCCGAAAUGCUCUUUAAAAACCAAAAGGCUGCCAGCCAGGAAGGGAAAAUAUUUCAGUGAACCACUCAGGGACGGCACAUUGCCUUUUGCAUCCUCUGCCUGGUGUGAAAAGCCCCUCGCCCCCCUUUCAAAACUGGAAAAGCCCCAGAUCCUGGCAGAUCCUGGACCCUGGUCUUUGAGAUCUAAAUCCGUUUGGGAAUCCCAUUUUCUUGUUACUCUUUUGGAUAUGACCCAGGGCCCUUCCCUUUUACAAACCAGUUCUACCUCGAAGAGGCUGCUGAGUGAAGCUGGUCUGAGCCUGGUGUAGUUACAGGUCCAGGUUGGCUGUGAAAAACGCCUCGGCAGCCACAGAUGGAAUUGCCGCCAUUCAUCUCUUUAUUAAUAACAUAAUAGGCUGUGCUUUUGAGUCCUCCUUCCAGCCUACGUGCCUAAGUGGCUUUCAUUGUUUGCUAAUUCCCUGUGCAGGCUGCUGCUCCAGGCCAUUCAGCCCUCAUAUUUUCCACUUGUGGGUAACCAUGGAGUGGUUACUCGGAGUCUCUUCUCUGCUCUCUCGCAGUGGAUGGAAAGGCUUUUGUUCAGAUGCCAUCCUCUUACUCCAUAAUUUUCAAAGAUGCAUCCAUUUCAGGCUCUGGCUUUCAGUGGGCGAGGAUCUGACCUCUUAACCUGAUGCCAUCAUCCUAGAAGUUGUCACCUUACUGGGAAUGGCUCCCACCUCCUGCGGUGCUCAAAGGGAAACAAAGAAGAGGGUGUGGGGGUGAACUUUUUACCUGAGAGCAAGACCUGGGGAAGAACUUCCAGGUAGAGGCUUCUGGCAAAAUUGCCCACCAAAGAAAGUACUGCCUGGGAGAAAGCUGGUUUUGUAUUUUUAACUUCCGGAACCCCCGGGAUGAAGAAGAGAAAGAAAGUGGAAAAUUCCAUCCGAUGGAGGGGGUACACGCCUCAGUGGGAGGCAGUGACCAGCGGAGCCCAUGGAAGGGUGGGGUCAGGCUGCUGGAGCCCCUGAGCUCAGUUCUCCAUGCUGCCUCUUGGCCAGGGAUAGCAGCACUGCCAAAGGGAACUGGUCCAGAGGAGAGGGGAUGGCAUGGCGAAGGGCGUCUGCAGGGCGCAUCUUGUGAGGGAGAAGGGAGAGAACCGGUGAUUUUACCUCCAGGAGGAGAAGCUGAGGGGGAUGAGGCUGUGGCCUUCAGGACUCUCUAGCACUGUCACUUGAGGAAAGGGGAAGACUUCCUCUGUCUGACCUCAAAGACUCACUGAGUAGGAGAGGCAGGGAGAUAGAUCUUAUAAGAAGUAAGGAGUAACCUGCCAGCAACUGGAAGUUCUCAGUGUCAGCAGAGACAAGUGGCCGUCAGCAAUUAUGAAGGAGACAGUUGCUUCAGAAUCCAAAACUGUGGGAGGAUCAGUAGGGAUGAAGUAGUAGGGGACGCCGCGGGACUUCAACCGAGAAGCGUCCCAAGGGAGGGGCGAGUGCUCCAAGAGUGCUGGGCAGCUGAGGAGUGGGACCUUAAUGGCUGAGACCAGUCUAUCCCAGACCCCCCUCUAAUCCGGUCUUGUUCUGGAGGGAGAUCUAUCUGGGAAUGCCAGCGAUCGACAAUAACUGCCAGGGCUGUUGCUAGCCUAUUCCAUCCCUUGUGUGAAUUAGAGUAAGAUACACCUCUCAGCAAGGGGGUGGCACCUUGGUGACAUUUAGGAUGCCACCUUGGGGCCUCGUCUUGAUGGGCAUGGCCAAGGCUCAUAGCUGGGCAAUUGGCAUGUGAACUGGAUUCAUCCUCACCGCACCCCGGCCAGGUUCUUGAGCAGUACACCACCUGUGCAACCAUACCCAGCAGUCCUGAUAACCAACAAUUAUUGAGGGCUUAGCAUUUAUUUGUCAAGCUUUUUUUUUUUUUUCCAAAACCAUUUUCUUUGCAUUAAUUCAUUUAAUCUUCAUAGUAGUCCUAUGUGGAGGUAUUGUUAUCCUCAUAUAGAUGAGGAAACAAAGGCACAGAGAAGUAAAGUGUUCAGGAGCCUGGAAGCUGAGCCCCAGUCUUUGAACAUUCACAGAGCAAGAAGCAGUUUAAGCUUAAAAAGCUAGUUUGGUUGGGGGUCCUUGUGGGAAGGAGGAAAGAGCAGUUGCUUUUUUCUUUGUCAAAGGAAGAAAUACCCAUUCAGCUCACAUGGAGGAAAAAUGGAAAACUCAUCUGAUGGCAGAAAGGCGAGGAAAAAAAGAGCAAGCUCAGUCUUGAUGGCUGACAGGAGGCCUGGCCCCAGCAUCAAAUGACUUUCCUUCUUAAUCACUGGGCAUUGUGAGGUGGCAAAUCCAGUUUGGGACCCGAUGGGAGGGUGAUGAGUAAGUGCCACCUGGGUGUGGUGCAGAGGGAGAAGGCCACAGCUACCCGGGGCCCCUGACCUAGGCAGAGACUGCCCCCAGGAGUGGCCAGAGGUGGCAAGUGUCCAAACAUGCUGAUCCAGCCCUCCCCACCCCACCCCCAAUUCCCAACUCUUCCCUCUUUCCUUCUUGUCCAGGUCCUACUCGCCUGCAAAUGCCCUUCCCAAACUUGUUCAGGAAAUCUUUCCCAGAACUCCAUUUCACAGCUCCAUAUAUGUGAUCCUUUAUUUUCCACAGGAUACAUGUUAGCACUUACUUAGCUGGAAUGGAGCAUUUUACUACAUACUGUCUCUAGACAGUAUUUUAAACAAACGAGCUUCUUGGCCCAUGAGGAUGCCUCCAACUCUGUUGGGAAGGACCAGCCGGUGCCUUCACAGAUUUGCCAUAAAGGGUGGUGUUUACCUGGAUCUUGUCACUUGGCCCAAGGUCUAGCUCUUAGCUGUGCCCGUGCAGAAACCCCAUCUCCACAGUUUUCAGAGUGGUUUGGACCUGGACUACUGUGUCACCUCCAGAGGCUCCCAGGAGUGGGUGUACAAAUUAGAAUGCUACUUUAUUAAUUUGGAAGACGUGUGACCAUCAUGCAGACUAGAUGGUCUCUGGUCCCUGCGUCCCGGGUGAGCCACAUGGGAAACCAAAGAUCCGGGCAGCUCGUGCUUGGCAAAGCAGGGCAGGGAGAGCCACAUGGGAAACCAAAGAUCCGGGCAGCUCGUGCUUGGCAAAGCAGGGCAGUCCAAUAGCAUGGGCCCCUCUUCACUCCUGUGGCCCUCUCAGCAGUGGAGAGAUACCUGCCUGGUAGAGCAGUACUCCAGUCAGCUUGGCUGUGUAGGUCUCCUUGGCCAGUGCCUCGGGGACAGUGUUUACCUGAUAGCAUUUCUCCAUUCCCUCUUGCAUAAUUUAGCUACUUUUAUUUUAGUUACUUAAUUUGUUUAGUGCUUUAUAAGCAUUAGCUCCCAGCUACAUAGUUUCAUUUGCAUAAGCUAACCACUGUACAUUUCAGGGUUGGAAGGCCAGGCCAUGGAUGUGAAUGCUAGAUGUAAAUUAAGACGAUUUGGUCCGGCGGCCAGGUUGGGUUAACAGGAAGCCAAGCACAGAGCAAAGAAACAUGGUCCUGAUCAGCGCAGAUGCUCGGGGAAGUGAAAGGCCCCAGACUGGCCACUUAGAGCAUCCCCUGCAUGCGCACGGGCGUGAAGCAGUACUAAGGCACCUUGCCUUGGCUGGCUCAGGUCAGCUUGGCCUGCCCAAAUGGCCUCUUUGGAUUUAAAGGGCUCUCUGUAAUCUCUGUCCAGGCCCCCUCGUGGCUCAUCUUUAGUAAGCCACAGUCUCCAGGGUGCCCCGGCACCAAGGAGGUGUGACCCUCCUGAGCCUUCGUAGGGUGGACUAGGGUUGAGUCCUGGCUCCCCUGCUCAGUGUAUGGACGUUCUCUGUAUUGGGGCAAGUGUUUUGACUAUUUCAAGCCUCAGUUUCAUCAUUGGUAAGAUGGGGACAACCACUCAUAGGACACGCAUAGAAAGCACUCAACACUGUGCCUGGCACAGACUUUUAGUUUGGCUAGUAUGAGCUCUUAAAGACAGUAGAGGUUGUUCGAGGAUCCACAUUCCCUGCCGAAUUGGGCCCUCAGCUUCCCCAUUAGUGCCACUGAUGUCUGGCUGAAGGACAAGGCUGUGGGGACCCAGACUGUCCCAGAUGCAUAGAAGGAAGGAGCUCAUUGGUGCCCUAGCUGUGGUUUGUUCAGAGCUGAGGACAAAGCUUCUAGUCCUGACCUUUUAUCCAGCUCUGGGAGAGGGAGAAUCAGAUUUGAGUCUUGGCCUGAAUAGGCAUCCAGAUGGGAGAGAAGGGUUAGGUUUUCUGGGAGAGGACAAGGGUCAUUUGGGAGUGCCCAAGAGGUCUGUAGGGUCCUCCUCAGCAGUUUGGGACCUGUGACAUUUUCCCAAAGAAAGUGUAUUCCCCCUCCAUCCAUCCAGGUGGCCCACCCCUUGACAUCAGCAGAAUGGAAGUAACUGGUAGGUGACAUCACUGUUGCCCAUGGCAACACCUCCACCUUAAGGUAGAGAGAGGAAUAAGAGCCAUCCUAACUGUAAGACACAUGUUGAAAGGAGGGAGCAUAGAAGGUGUGACCUCCACAGGAAAGUUGCAGCCAUGGCUCUGGGGCUCUUCCGGGUGUGUCUGGUGGUGGUGACAGCCAUCAUCAACCACCCGCUGCUGUUCCCGCGGGAGAACGCCACGGUCCCCGAGAACGAGGAGGAGAUCAUCCGCAAGAUGCAGGCGCACCAGGAGAAGCUGCAGCUCGAGCAGCUGCGGCUGGAGGAGGAGGUGGCCCGGCUGGCGGCCGAGAAGGAGGCGCUGGAGAGGGUGGCGGAGGAAGGCCAGCAGCAGAACGAGAGCCGCACGGCCUGGGACCUGUGGAGCACCCUGUGCAUGAUCCUCUUCCUGGUGAUCGAGGUGUGGCGGCAGGACCACCAGGACGCGCCUUCACCCGAGUGCCCGGGCGGGGACGAGGACGAGCUGCCCGGCCUGGAGGGUGCCCCGCUCCGGGGCCUCACCCUGCCCAACAAGGGCACGCUCGACCACUUCUAUGAGCGCUGCAUCCGGGGGGCCACGGCCGAUGCGGCCCGCACCCGGGAGUUUGUGGAAGGCUUUGUGGAUGACCUGCUGGAGGCCCUGAGGAGCCUCUGCAACCGCGACACGGACAUGGAGGUGGAGGACUUCAUUGGCGUGGACAGCAUGUAUGAGAACUGGCAGGUGGACAGGCCGCUGCUGUGCGACCUCUUCGUGCCCUUCAUGCCCCCCGAGCCCUACCACUUCCACGCAGAGCUCUGCUGCUCCCGCCACCCCGUGCCCUUGGAUCGCCAGGGCUACGGCCGGAUCAAGGUGGUCCGGGCCGACGAGGAUCCCCUGGGCUGCAUCUGCGACAAGACCAAGCUCGGGGAAGACAUGCUGUGUCUCCUCCACGGCAAGAAGAGCCUGGCGCGGCCGGGCAGCGAGGUGGAAACCCUGCUGUGUUCCAGAGGCGCCCCAUACCUGGACGCGAUGCAGGUCAUGAAGUGGUUCCAGACGGCCCUCACCAGAGCCUGGCACCGCAUUGCCCACAAAUACGAGUUCGACCUGGCAUUUGGUCAGCUGGACUCCCCUGGGUCCCUCAAGAUCAGGUUCCGCUCAGGGAAGUUCAUGCCCUUCAACCUGAUUCCUGUGAUCCAGUGUGACGACUCGGACCUGUACUUUGUCUCACACCUUCCCAGGGAGCCCUCUGGGGACGCCCCGGCAUCCAGCACUGACUGGCUCCUCUCCUUUGCCGUCUACGAGCGACAGUUCCUCAGGAUGACGUCGAAGGCGCUGCCUGAGGGUGCCUGUCACCUCAGCUGCUUGCAGAUCGCCUCCUUCCUGCUGUCCAAGCAGAGCCGCCUGACUGGCCCCAGUGGGCUCAGCAACUACCACCUCAAGACAGCCCUCCUGCACCUGCUGGUCUCCCGGCGGCCCGCCGACUGGGAGGCCGGGCAGCUCGAUGCUCGCCUGCACGAGCUGCUCCGAUUCCUGGAGAAGAGCCUGCUGGAGAAGAAGCUCCAUCACUUCUUCAUUGGCAACCGCAAGGUGCCCAAUGCCAUGGGACUCCCUGAGGCCGUUCGCAGGGCCGAGCCUCUCAACCUCUUCCGGCCCUUCGUCCUGCAGCGAAGUCUCUACCGGAAGACGGUGGACUCCUUCUAUGAGAUGCUGAAGAACGCCCCAGUGCUCAUUAGCGAGUAUUCCCUACAUAUCCCCUCAGACCAUGCCAGCCUGCCCCCAAAAGCUGUUGUCUUGUAAAGUGUCCAGGACCCAGAGGCCCAGGGUGCAGGACACCCCACAUGUCCACACCUCUGGGGGUGUCUACAGGGCCUGUCCUGGGAAAACAGUGGGCUUUGUUGGGAGCCUCACCCCACCAGGAAAUCCAGGCCCUACAGCCCGGAGGAAAGAAUCCCACACCGGAAGCUGGUUUGCUUUCAUGCCAACUGGGGCCUACUGGUGAGGUUACGGUCUGGGUUUGGUGGACGCCCUGCAGCUUACUUUUGGAUCACCACAAAUGGCCAAGAGGAUGAUGAAGUACUCCAGGGACACUAAGUUAAAGACAACACAAACAUCGAUUUGAGUGCAGAUUUUUCCUCCUAGGUCCAGUCUUUACUUGGAUAUCAAUAGACGAUCUCUAGGAGGGCUGACAGGGUAGUAUGUUAAGACCCUGCACCCUGUUUCCAGUUACUCUUGGCCCCGGCCAUCUGCACUCAAGGCACUAACAGGGACAGCCGUGGGAAUUUGCAACCUUCUGUCCACAGCCUGCAAAACAGGAAUCUAAUGCAGCUGCCAUUUUUUAAGCUAUUUGGAAAAAAGACCAGGUAGAGAUUUGAGGCCCCAAGAGGCCAGUGUCUCUGUUGCACAGAAGUGGGUACUUGGUGGCAGAGAGAAGUUUCAUGUGGCCGCUUUUUCAGCUACACAUCUCAGGGUGCACCCCCUCACCCUACCCCUUCCCCCAGUGUGCUGAACUCUGUGGGUGCCACACACCGUGCAGGGUACAAGCUCCACGGCCCCUCACCCCUCUGUAUUCUCUCCACAGCUGGUCUCCACGUGGUGGGGGAGGGCAGAUACCGAAGGUGGAAGCUCCAAGAGACACAGGGUGAGUGGGAUAAAGGAUAGCACCUACACCCAGGGUACUCUGGUCUGGUUCACAGCCUGGCCUCUGAUGCCCGGUUUAGAGAAAGUUGCAGAGCUGAGAAGUGACAGAUGCUGUAGCCCUGAGUUUUCUUCAGCAGGGUCUCGGUCCCAAAGCAGGAGUGCCUGGAGGCCAGGGGAGACCAGCUCCAUCUGUUGGCCCCAAGACUUGCUCUCUCUAGUGGGGCUCCCUCACUGCACAGAACCCUCUUUUCUGGAAGGGGCCUUGCCAGCCACACAGAUGACCAAGACCCGGAGAGGCUCAGCUGACUGGGAGCACACAGGGACGGUAGUGCAGACCCAGCCCCCAGACCCCAGAGAGGUCACCUCAGUGCAGCCAGGGGCCCCGGUCACUGGACAGGUGCCAGAGCCUGUGGUGGGCGCUGGCCUGUCUCCAGGCCUGUUUAGGGGGGUUGGGAAGCCACUCCUCCUCCACUUGUGGCUUCACUGGCCCUUUGGGAGUUCCUCUCAUGGCAUUGCCUCAGUAACCCUUACAGCAAGCCGAGGGGGAGGCAAGAAUGAGGGCGCCUGCACCAGCACCUGGGUUCCCCUCCAGGGUUUAAGCCGGCCAUGCCUGCUGAACAGCCUACCCGGUCCACCAGGCUGUCAGGCUCACCAUGAGCUGCAGAGGAUCCUGUCCUGACCCCAGAGGUCGUCUCACCUGGCCCCAGGGGCUCUGGAAGAUGGACAACCGGUUUGCCUGCCAGGGUUUACUCGCAGCAGGCUGGGCUGUGAUGGAACACUGAAACCUGUAGGAACCCUUCCGUGUGAGCCAGAGUCAGACUGCACAGACUGGCCGCUGGGGCUGUAGGGAAGGGGCGUGCCCACGUGGCCCCCAACAGUAGCCCCAGGCCCCCCAUUCAGUUGGGACUUGUUUCCAGAGUCGGGUUGAAUUUCCAUAUUUAUUAUUGCCCGUGCCUUGCAUUCCCCCCUCCUUCAUCCGUAUCUUAUUGUGCUUGGAGGAGACCCCACAGCCAGGAACCAGCCUCCAGAAGCCAGGACCAAGCCUGAACCUCCCUUGGCUCCCAGAAGAAAGUUCACUGAAAAAUAACCUCUGGCCUCUUGUUUAUUCAGAGAUGCCAACUCAGCGGGGAAAUGGGGGUCUUUAUGCAGCAAAGCUGCUUCUGAAACAGAGAGCAGCAGGGCUCUUGGUGUUUCAUGCUGCCUUAUUUAUAUUAAAGGAAGAAUUAAAUUCUUACAAGAAGUAGAAA
Messenger RNA from Neofelis nebulosa (Clouded leopard), 8715 nucleotides. RefSeq names its product inositol 1,4,5-trisphosphate receptor interacting protein (gene ITPRIP). The record is from RefSeq and is a predicted model, not a curated record. NCBI's taxonomy places the organism in Eukaryota, Metazoa, Chordata, Mammalia, Carnivora, Felidae. Gene Ontology annotation, cellular component: membrane. The transcript has 2 exons. Gene Ontology annotation, molecular function: protein kinase inhibitor activity. Bases 4970 to 6628 code for a protein of 552 amino acids.